Messenger RNA from Trichomonas vaginalis G3, 458 nucleotides. RefSeq names its product protein of unknown function (DUF3447). The record is from RefSeq and is a predicted model, not a curated record. The annotation marks the transcript as partial. The transcript has a single exon. Lineage: Eukaryota; Parabasalia; Trichomonadida; Trichomonadidae.
AUGAUUAUGAAACCGCGCGAAGAAUUAGAGGAAGAAGAGAUUUUUGAAGAAGAAGAAGAUCUUGAGAAUGAAGGCGAGAAAGAGAAAGAAAAGUCAAAAACAUUCCAUGAAAAGUAUACAGAUCAAGAAUUAGACAAGCAUUUGUUCAAUUGCUACAUUCACGGAAUAGGAAUCCAAAAAUAUUUCGACAUAUUAACAUAUGCAGGAGUGAAAGUACCAUCUGUUGAUACAUUGAAUAAGAGACAAGCUGCUCUCGGUCCUUCACUUGAAGAAUUUUGUUUAAAUCGCAUACAAAAAUACAUAACUGAUGAUAUGAAAGCAGCUUAUGACUGUGCUUGGACUGGAAGAAGAAAUGCUUUUUCAUCUUUUUCAAGUUUGGCAAAUAUUGUACUUAAGGAUACCCUUACGUGUCAGAUUUUUUGCGCAUACGAAGAAGUCAUGCUAGACAUGAGCUAUAA